Molecule: messenger RNA, 5476 nt
Organism: Manis pentadactyla (Chinese pangolin)
Lineage: Eukaryota; Metazoa; Chordata; Mammalia; Pholidota; Manidae
Gene: GIT2
Product: GIT ArfGAP 2
Exons: 20
Coding region: 144-2423 (759 amino acids)
Biological process (GO): brain development; regulation of ARF protein signal transduction
Molecular function (GO): protein binding; GTPase activator activity
Source: RefSeq, a predicted model, not a curated record
CGUGCUGCGCCGCGGCUGCGAGGCGCUGAGGGGAGAGGCGCCGCUGCCAGCGCCGCUGCGGGACCCGUUACAGCGGAAGCGCAGCCGCCGCCGCCUUCGCGGUCCUGGGACCCUUGGUUCCCGGCAGGUGGGAGGCGGGAGCCAUGUCGAAGCGGCUCCGGAGCAGCGAGGUGUGCGCUGACUGCAGCGGGCCGGAUCCUUCCUGGGCAUCAGUAAAUAGGGGAACUUUUAUAUGUGAUGAGUGCUGCAGUGUCCAUCGGAGUCUAGGACGCCAUAUCUCUCAAGUAAGGCAUCUUAAACACACACCCUGGCCUCCAACAUUGCUUCAGAUGGUUGAAACCUUGUAUAAUAAUGGUGCUAAUUCUAUAUGGGAGCAUUCUUUGCUGGACCCUGCCUCUAUUAUGAGCGGAAGGCGUAAAGCUAAUCCACAGGAUAAAGUACAUCCAAAUAAAGCGGAAUUCAUAAGAGCCAAGUAUCAGAUGUUAGCAUUUGUCCAUCGCUUGCCCUGCCGGGAUGACGAUAGUGUGACUGCUAAAGAUCUUAGUAAGCAACUCCAUUCAAGCGUGAGAACAGGGAAUCUUGAAACCUGUUUAAGGCUGUUAUCUUUAGGAGCACAAGCCAACUUCUUUCACCCUGAGAAGGGAAACACUCCACUCCACGUGGCCUCCAAAGCAGGGCAGAUUUUACAGGCAGAAUUAUUGGCAGUAUAUGGAGCAGACCCAGGCACACAAGAUUCUAGUGGGAAAACUCCUGCUGAUUAUGCAAGGCAAGGAGGGCACCAUGAGCUGGCAGAGCGCCUUGUAGAAAUACAGUAUGAGCUGACAGACAGACUAGCCUUCUAUCUCUGUGGCAGAAAACCAGAUCACAAAAAUGGACAGCACUUUAUAAUACCUCAAAUGGCAGACAGCAGCCUGGAUUUGUCUGAAUUGGCAAAAGCUGCUAAGAAGAAACUUCAAUCUCUAAGUAAUCAUUUGUUUGAAGAACUUGCCAUGGAUGUGUACGAUGAAGUUGACAGGCGAGAGACUGAUGCAGUCUGGCUUGCCACGCAAAACCACAGCACCCUGGUAACCGAGACAACUGUUGUCCCCUUCCUUCCGGUCAAUCCUGAGUACUCAUCGACACGAAACCAGGGCAGACAGAAAUUAGCUCGGUUUAACGCCCAUGAGUUUGCCACGCUGGUUAUCGACAUUCUCAGUGAUGCCAAGAGGAGACAGCAAGGCAGUCCUCUUUCUAGCUCAAAAGACAAUGUGGAGCUCAUACUGAAAACGAUCAAUAACCAGCACAGUAUUGAGAGUCAAGACAAUGACCAACCAGAUUAUGACAGUGUGGCAUCAGACGAAGACACAGAUCUGGAAGCUGCUGCAAGCAAGGCAAACAGGCAGAAGAGCCUAGAUUCAGAUUUAUCAGAUGGACCAGUCACUGUGCAGGAAUUUAUGGAGGUCAAAAACGCUCUAGUGGCUUCUGAGGCCAAGAUACAACAGCUAAUGAAGGUGAAUAACAACUUGAGUGACGAGCUGAGAAUUAUGCAGAAAAAGCUUCAAACACUCCAGAGUGAAAAUUCGAACCUCAGGAAACAGGCCACAACCAAUAUAUAUCAGGUGCAAACUGGUUCUGAGUACACAGACACUUCCAACCACUCUUCCUUAAAGCGACGUCCAUCUGCCCGGGGCAGUAGGCCCAUGUCCAUGUACGAGACGGGAUCAGGUCAGAAACCAUAUCUCCCAAUGGGAGAAGUGAACCGCCCUGAGGAGAACAGGACAAGACUCCAGCCUUUCCCCGCACACAUCGGGAGGAGUGCACUUGUGACCUCCUCUUCGUCUCUGCCUUCCUUCCCCUCCACACUUUCCUGGUCGAGGGAUGAAAGCACCCGAAGGGCAUCCAGGCUAGAGAAGCAGAACAGCACACCUGAAAGUGACUAUGACAACACUCCCAAUGAUGUGGACCCAGAUGACCCAGGGUCAAGCAGAAAGGGAAGGCAAAGGAGUGUGCUGUGGCAAGGGGAUGGCUCGGUGCCAGAUAUAGCAGAAGCCCACACGGUCCCAAGCCCCAUCCUCCCCAGCACUGAAGACGUCAUCAGGAAGACUGAGCAGAUCACCAAAAACAUACAGGAGCUCUUAAGAGCGGCCCAAGAAAAUAAACACGACAGUUAUAUUCCCUGCUCAGAGAGGAUACACAUAGCUGUUACAGAAAUGGCAGCAUUAUUCCCCAAAAAACCCAAGUCUGACAUGGUGAGGACUUCCCUUCGCUUACUGACAUCCAGUGCCUACCGCCUCCAGUCGGAGUGCAAGAAGACCCUUCUGGGGGACUCUGGCCCAUCCGCAGACAUCCAGCUGGUUACCCAGCAGGUCAUCCAGUGUGCGUAUGACAUAGCCAAGGCCGCCAAACAGCUGGUUACCAUCACCACCAAAGAGAACAACAACUGAGCCGCACAGUGCUGGCCCUUCCAUUCUCUAGGCUUUGUAAAGUCUGGUUUCAAAUUUAUGGAACUCUUCUGAUUUUUACAGAAACAAACAUUUAAUGAAAGUUUAAAACAUUUUUAAAAAUUCAGUAUUAUUUUUGCAUGUUUUCUAACAAAUUUUCAACUAUUAAUUUAACCCACUUGCCUUAUUUUGUGCCUGUUUGCCAGUUUACUUUCCAAUGUUCUGUUGUGCUGUCAGUGUCUGUUGAGUUAAUGAUCAGAGACAUCCCAGCAUAGCUUCAUUGUUUUCAAGUUUGUUAGAACUUUUCCAUCCUUUAAAACUCCCUGCCUAUGGUUAAAACUAUAAAUGAGAUUUUUUAGCAAAACAUAUUCUUGAGAGUUUGGGGGUAAAAAAAUAAAAUUCCCUGUUCCUACCAAGCAUUAUGCAAUAGCGCAUUUUCCAGCCUACUGCAAGAAUCUCUGCGUUUGGGGUAUCUCCAAAUGUGUAUGUAGAGAAAGGACUUUGCCACUUCCUAAAAGUAGUGUAACAGUCUCUCUUGGAAGGCCACAAUGAAUUGCUCCAUCUCUCUUUGACUGUUCUAUCAUGUUAGACGUUCUUCUAUUUAAUUUUUUUCUCUCUUGAUCUCUUUCCAUUUUACUGUCACCCUGAAGUCUCAGUGGCAUCAGAUAAGCACUCAACCUGCAUGUCGUGUGUCAGCCAUUUGGCCGUGUUCAGUAAGAGCCCCCCCAUUGUUACAUGUGGUCAGUGCUCUGCCUUGUUACAGGAACCAGACAUUUCAUUCCCAAGUGCAGCAGGGAGGAGAAUCGGUACCGCAAGCCAUACUGAUUGUGUACCACCCCAUUCAGGGAUCACUGCCAUAAACUGUGGAGAGAAAGAAUCUGCUCCCCGACAUCACCCUUAGGACUUCUGGCAAGAUUUAUACUACCAUCUGAGUUCAUUUCUCCAUUACCUCAUGGUACUUAAAAAUAAGAUGUCAGCUUUCGAGAAUUCCUUGGAGAGUAUACUCUAGCUGACCACCAGCUAUCCCAAAGCUGCGAAAGAGUACAGGUUUAAGUAUGGAACACACUGAGAUAGUUUCUUAAGUUACUAAAAAGACCUUCCUUGUUCUGAAUGUUAAAGCAUAUUCCUGUCCCUGCUUUUUGCAGGAGCUGUGUGUUUGUGUGGCUCAGACCAUGAACUAGACAAGAGGAGCCAGGCAGUAGUGACAGAGAUGAAUGAAAUGAGCAGGUGCAGAGCAGGGAAUGGGGUCUGUGGGUAGCGCACGCACACCCACUAGGGAUAGCAGCUACCCUGCUCUCCUAAGACUGUCACGUGGAAAAGAGGGUCAAGGGUUUCCCAAAGCUUUGAUUUUUCAAGACACACCAGAAAAUUGGAUCUUUUUGUGUGUGUGCUGUGUCUUUGUUUAUAAUGUUGACAGCUAAACAUUUUCACAGCUCACGUGUGGGUGAGCUGUGGCCUAGGCUGCCAGCUCAUGGCCUCUUCCCCAGCCCCUGUAAACUGCAUGGUGAGGGCCUGGCUUCCCUGGUCAUACCUUAUUUAUUCUCUGAGCCUUCCCUGCAGCGUGGCUGCCCUGCCCUCUGGUAAGUUGCUGGUAGUUCUUGUUUCACCCAUAUCUUCUGUCCCAUAGUGCUCAUUCACACAUGAAGAAGCCAGAAUAAUCAAAGUUGCCUAACUACAUGCUAAAUGAGCAUGUAUUGUCACAAAACUGUUUGAUAACACCUUUAUGCUGACCGUAUGCUGUUGGGAAAGGAACACCAUGAUGGUGUUUGGUUUACUAAGUCACUGUGUGUGAAUGCUUUUGAUGGGUGUUGCUGCACUGACAGUGUGGGGAGAGGGUCCACAUCUCCAAAGACUCAGCCACUGGCUUGUCUGCACAACCCCAAGUGCCAUGUUCCUGCUGGACACUGAGGAGACACCUUGAAGGCUACCUUCUCCCUUCAGUUCAAGCACCAUCUGAUACCUUCCCUACCUACUGCACAUACUUAGCUGUCCCUUCUCUUUCUUGCAAAUACCUGCCCUCCUGUUGGUCCCAUAUGGGUCUGCAGGAAAGGCCCAGUGGCAGUCCUGAGUUGGUGUCCUUGGCCUGCCCGGAAGGGCUAUGAAUGAGUCACCUGCAGUGGGCGAAGCCAUGUCUUCACUUGAACACACGAAGACUGAGACAGAGGAUGUGGGUCUGUGUCCCUAGAGAAACUCAAGGAAUGUGGGAUCCACAAGCACUUCCAGCGAUAAGAACAGCACAGAAGUUUGCUGUUAACCCACAGUGCCAAAGCUCCCGAAGGAUGUUCCCAGGUGGGGGGACACACAGUGACGGCGGGUGCAAGUCUUCCUUCUCCGUAGGUGCCCCGCACGCUUCCUCAGCCCCAUCCGAGACCCAGUGUUGGAGGUUCUCUGGUCCUGUUGGCAAAUCGCACCAUGUCUGCACAGUUGUUCAACGCCUUUUGCACAUGGGUUCCACAGCCUCGCACUAAUGUCUGUGUCCUGUACUGUCAUUCUCACCUAAUUCUCCAAUCCCCACGCCCCUCCCAAAGCUGAUAGGAUGGACAUGCACUUUACAAAACUGGCACUUGCUGAAGAUGAGACAGCUCCACCCCUAAGCUCCUUUUAACCGAAGUCAUCUGCUUCAGACUGCAAAUAGUUUGUAUUUGCCAAAGAACAAUGAAUUGGGCCCAAAGAUCAAAUAACAGAAUUUCAUAAAAUUGGAACUGUAAACGCACAACUCAGGAGCUGUUACCUGAUUCUUCCAGCGACUUAAGCUGUAGAACCAAGAGUAAGCAUGUGUCUGUCCUCCACAGCAGCUGUGAGCUUCCCAAUCAUACAGUUUUCCUUCUUUUCUUCCCGAGUUCAAGGUCACACUUGUUUUUACAAAAGAAAAUGCUGCAUAGGAAAAAUGAGAUGCCUUUUAUCCAAGUGUUUUCCCAGGUCAUCCAUUCUUCUGUACUUUUUCAUUUUUACUGUACAUUCUAUUCCUGUAAUUAUUGUACAACCCUUUAAGCGUUGUAAAAUCAUUUUGGAAGUCAUGCCUGCUAGUUAUACAAUAAACAGGCUCUGUAAGUGUC